Molecule: messenger RNA, 590 nt
Organism: Macrosteles quadrilineatus (aster leafhopper)
Lineage: Eukaryota; Metazoa; Arthropoda; Insecta; Hemiptera; Cicadellidae
Gene: Cib2
Product: calcium and integrin-binding family member 2
Exons: 6
Coding region: 2-571 (189 amino acids)
Molecular function (GO): calcium ion binding
Source: RefSeq, a predicted model, not a curated record
CAUGGGGAACAAGGUGGUCACCUUCACAGAGGAGCAACUGGACAACUAUCAGGACUGUACAUUUUUCACAAGGAAAGAAAUAUUAAGGGUUUACAAGAGGUUCAGGGAGGUCAGUCCAGAUGUAGUGCCGAAGACUAUGACAGGCAAUGAGGCACACACGGUCCGCGUCAACAGGGAGCAGAUGGAGAGGCUGCCGGAGUUGAGGGAAAAUCCCUUCAGAACCAGAAUCCUUGAGGUAUUUUCAAGGGAUGGAAAGGGAAACUUGACCUUUGAAGAUUUUUUGGAUCUUCUCUCCGUGUUUAGCGAGCAAGCACCUCGGGACAUCAAAGUGUUUUAUGCUUUCAAAAUAUACGAUUUUGACAAUGAUCAACACAUAGGACCUGAGGACAUCGAGACGGCUCUGAGACUACUAACACAUGGAGAACUUACUCCAGAAGAGAUCUCUCAGGUUGUGGAGAAGGCAGUGGAGGAGGCAGAUGUUGACGGGGACGGUAAACUUUCCUACAUGGAGUUUGAACAUGUCAUCUUGCGAGCUCCUGACUUCCUUUCAACGUUCCACAUCAGACUUUAGAUCUCAAUACCAAAUGAAA